Mesorhabditis spiculigera is the source of this 426-nucleotide messenger RNA. NCBI's taxonomy places the organism in Eukaryota, Metazoa, Nematoda, Chromadorea, Rhabditida, Rhabditidae. The record is from the annotation of a GenBank genome assembly.
AUGGACAUUGACGACGGCAAGGAGGAGGGCGGAACUGCAGCUGCUCCCACUCGCCCCGAGCGUGUCAAGCAGGCUUCACAGGACACACCAAUGUUUAAUUUCAGGACACCCAGCCCGGCUCUCCGGCAGGAUUGCGGCAAGAGUGACCUCAAUUCCACCCAGCCACCGUUUCCCAUCCGGCCGAUCCCAAACCGGUGCAUUUUUAUGCCCUUAUUUUUUGCGAAACCGGCAGAUGAUUCGGGCGUGGUCGUCGUCGAGAUGGAGCCGGCAAAGCCACCGCCGCUACGAAGCCCAUGGCGCACCAAUGAAGCGUUGCAGCCGGUACCGCCGGUGGCUACGGCCCCGGAAGCGGCGCAGAAGCGAGCGGAAACCAUCGUGGAACCGGAAGCGAAGCCUGUGCACAUUUCCCGGAAGUCGCGCAGGAAG